Rhipicephalus sanguineus (brown dog tick) is the source of this 5375-nucleotide messenger RNA. RefSeq names its product unc-112-related protein-like. Gene Ontology annotation, molecular function: integrin binding. The record is from RefSeq and is a predicted model, not a curated record. Gene Ontology annotation, biological process: integrin-mediated signaling pathway; cell-matrix adhesion. Gene Ontology annotation, cellular component: cell-substrate junction. Lineage: Eukaryota; Metazoa; Arthropoda; Arachnida; Ixodida; Ixodidae.
GCUCAGGAGGCAUGGAGUCUGUUUCCGAGUGUAGCGUCUAAGUGCAAGCCCGUGUGCUGUUUUGCAGUGUUCACGAACCCAUCUUCGAUAGUAAACAGAGAAAGAGCCGCGCGCGCGAUAGAAAGAACACACAGGCGGGCGCCUUUGACGAUACCGAGCGAACAUGGCGGCCGACGUGAGUGCGUUCUCCACGGCAAGCAAGCUGCCGGUGCUAGCGGCCGACCCUUCAUGGCCACGCUACGUGUACCCACAACUGAGCAACAUGAUAGCGGACGGGGUGAAAGUGGACGGCAGCUGGGAGCUGUGCAUCCACGUCACCGACCUCAAGCUUGACCGCAAGCUCAGGGUCAAGGGAGACAUGCACAUUGGUGGCGUCAUGCUUCAGCUCGUCGAAUCACUCAAUGUCCCCACAGACUGGUCCGAUCAUGCCCUCUGGUGGCCCGAACAGAACACGUGGCUCACGAGGACCAAGUCCACGCUCGACCAGUGCGGUGUCAUGGCCGACGCCCUGCUCCACUUCACGCCCAUGCACAAGACGUUGCGCAUCCAGUUUCCCGACCUACGCAUCAUGGACGUCCGAACGGAUUUCUCGGUCAAGACCUUCUCAGCCGUUGUCAAAGUCUGCAAAGAGUUAGGCAUCCGGCACCCCGAGGAGCUGUCCUUCUGUCGACCGUUGGUGAACGAACACCUCAAGCGCAACUAUCGCGCCAUCGGCUGCAGCCCACGCCAGCGCCCCAAGGAGGGCACCGACAGCAUCCAGUUCAACCGCUCAAAGGCCAAUGACAGCAACGGCACACUCGACGGGGCUCUUGGAUCGCCCCACAACUCGUCGGUGACGCACUGGAACACGUCCAGCUUCAACAACGGGAUCCCGCCAGGCCUAAACGGGAGCUACCUGACUCCCGAGAACAGCUUCAGCUCCCAGUACGAACUGCCCCUGGCCCAGAGCCCCAACAAGCCGCCACAGGACAUCAAGGCAGCCCUGCUCAGGCCCAAAACUCUCGUCGAGAGGGCACGCCUCAAUGCGGGGUGGCUGGACUCAUCGCUGUCGCUCAUGGAGCAGGACGUACGGGAGUUUGACCUGCUGCAGCUGCGGUACAAGUUCUACUCGUUCUACGACCUGAACCCUCGCAAGGACGCCGUGCGCAUCAACCAGAUCUACGAGCAGGCACGCUGGGCUCUGCUAACUGAGGAGAUAGACUGCACUGAAGAGGAGAUGAUGCUCUUUGCUGCACUCCAGCUCCAAGUGAAUCUGCAGGCCAACAGCAGCCAGCCAGACUUCUCGCAAGGCGAAGACGACAUUGACGCUGCCCUGACCGACCUCCAGGUCACCCUGGAGGGCAGCGCCAUCACGAGCGAGACCUCAAACAUCACCCAAGUGCCCGAGCUGCACAGCUAUCUGCGCUUCCUCAGGCCCAAGCGAUUCACGUUGAAGGGCUUCAAGCGCAUGUUCUUCAUCUUCAAGGAGACGCGCAUGUGCAUCUACAAGUCGAGAGAAGAAUACGAAGGCGGCGGAAGCCCCUCGUACGUCAUCAACCUCAAAGGUUCAGAAGUCACGCCCGAUGUGUACCUCGCCGAAGGCAAGUAUGGGAUUCGUCUUGAAGUGCCCGGCCCCGAAGGAAUGACCGAGUACUGGCUCCGCUGCGAAACGGAGGACCAGUACGCCCAGUGGAUGGCCGGCUGCCGACUGGCGGCCAAGGGCAAGACCAUGGCGGACGCCUCGUACGAGGCCGAGGUGCACUCCAUCCAGGAGUUCCUGCAGCUGCAGAGGCCCGCACCUGCCCCGGCACUGCUGCCGUCUCAGCUUGACAUUGACGUUGAGGACUUUGUCGCGCCCCGCUUCAUUAAGAAACUCAAGAGCAAACAGGCAAUUGUUCAAAGGAUUGUCGAAGCGCAUGGGAACGUCAAGGACCUCAGCCUCGUAGAUGCCAAGAUGAACUUCAUCAAGGCCUGGCAGGCGCUGCCCGAAUUUGGCAUCUCGCUCUUCGUCGUGCGCUUCAGCGGCAGCAAGAAAGAGGAACUGCUGGGCGUGGCCUUCAACCGGCUGAUGCGCAUGGAGCUGUCGACGGGCGACCACAUCAAGACGUGGCGCUUCAACACCAUGAUGGCCUGGAACGUCAACUGGGAGGUGAAGCAGAUGAAUGUCCAGUUCGAGGAAGACCAGCGCGUCGCCUUCUCCUGCCUCAGUGCCGACUGCAAGACGGUGCACGAGUUCAUCGGCGGAUACAUCUUCCUCAGCAUGCGCUCCAAAGACCAGAACCAGACGCUCAACGAAGAGCUCUUCCACAAGCUCACUGGAGGAUGGGUCUGAGCAUUCCGAGAUGGCGUGCCACAACCCUGAUGGUGUACUGAUGCACUACUUCUCAACUUUUUUUUUUUUUCCUUAGAGGAAGGUCUGGGUCCUCAAUACAACAGAAAACAACACUGCCAAGCCUCAGGGCACCCUGAACAAUUUUUUAUAACAGCCCCCUCUACAGCCAAUUUGUUCCGUUCCCAGAAGUUGUACUGUAUCGUGACUUCAUGACCCGGCAGGGGAUUGCAAGGGAGUGACACAAUGCUGUGUUUUGACGCUCUGUUGUCUGCCACGCUACUAGAUCAGUCCUUACGUGGAGCAGCAGCACAAGAGUCACGUGAUUGAGGGAGCUGGAGUGAGACCUAAAAAACUGCGACAUUCUGCUCACGUGUGGUUAUAUUCUGGGCCAUGAUAUCGUGGAACAAUAUAAUCCCCAAAACCGUAAGUAAAACUGGCUGUAGGAACACUUUUACAUUAAACAAUUCAGGGCGCUUUGAGACUUUGUAGUAGCUUUUUGACAGUUUCGAGAUUCCGUAUUUUCAUUUAACAAAAAGAAACUUGAGAAAUAUUGCAUCAGUACUCCUUUACAAUGUGCAUUCAACGUUGACUUGUGACGGCCUACACAAGACUGGCGUCAUCUGCAGCAGAUCACUUUCGACGCGAGUCCGAGACGGCGCAAGAUUACUCGGCGAUUUGCAUCAGAGACUUGCACCAGCUGAAUUUGUCGUUGUUACAGUCUGUCAGAGUCUGGCGGCACGUUGUACUUGGCAGUUUUUUUUCCUUUUUCUUUUUCUUUUUUUUUUUUUUUUUUUGUGCACGUUUUGUCGAGACACCGAGAAAUUGGUGAGCGCUGGUCCAAGUCGGACGGACUUUCUUCAUCUGCUCACGGAAUGAUAGGCCUGGCAAAGAAGAUGCCAGCCGUCUCUUUGAAACUGUGCACUAGCAGUUAGUAGUUGUUGGCAUACAGUUGGUCGUGAGCCUCCAUGAGAGAAAAGACUCAUCGUCUUUUCCUCCUUAAAAAUGCUCAGCAGCACUUCUAUGUUAAAACAUUACUACACUUUUUAAGUUUUUAAGUCUGCAGAAGCGCUGCUUUGUCACGUGGCUAGACGUAUGAGCUUGAGAGCUGCCUUGUUCUGAGACGCCUUGUAAAGAAACUUCAAGUAAUGAUCUAGAAGAGGUCAAUGUGCCAAUGUCGGCGUGUAUACAACAUACUAGAGGUAUAAGGUGGUGUUUGCCCUCACUUGUGACACAAGCCAACUGUCUACCACACAAUGCACUGUUGGGCACAGUUUCCUUCGCACUUUUUUCUUUUUCUGCAAGAGCUUAGAACAAUGCGCGGCAUAUCUUGAUGAAAAGCAACGUCGAGUGUGCCUACAAGAGCGUGUGGUAAGCUGCGGAAGGGAAUUCUUCGUCAAACUACUGCGACGGUUUUAAGACACUGGCUGCCUACGCAGCUGAAGCUUUCAUCAACAUCACCACAUCACGAAAUACCCCGACACAUUUUUUUUUUCUUUUUCAUUUCAUAGAACAUGUUUUACUUCCCCUUCGCCAACACCUCUGCGUAAUGAAAUCGCGAAUGUCGCGACACUAUGAUGUAGCGAACUCGUUAACCGUCUGCACAUUUGCACUUAAUCUAGAGAGGAUGACCCAGACUCUUAAGGCACUGUGAGUGUGGCGGGCAUGUCGCCACUGAUCGGUUGUGAUGUCCUCACGUAAUGCAGCGGCAGUUUCGUAUUGACGAGCGUGCCAAGUUUUUGGCUGAACGGCCUUCCCACUGUACUAUAGUGUCACGAGAAUUGUUGUUACCAACAUAGCGCAUUUAUGGCAGACGUCUUUGUCGAAAAAUUGUACACGCGCCGCAUUUCGGAACAGUGCCAGGCAAUUUCCCUGAAGAUGGUGUUAUCUGGCUUUGGCGGAUAAAGCCAAGAUUGUCGUUUUCUGUAGUUGUGACGCUGAUUGCUGUUGAAAGAUGACCAUUGGACUGCAAUGCUAAAAAAUAGUUAUUGUAAAAUUUAGCAUUUACAGACAGCUUUUGACCCUCAUAUUAAUUCUCAGGGCAACUGUGUUUUUGUUUUGAAUGCAUGUAAGCAGUGAAAAAUCUUAUCGCAAGUUGUAUUUCACGAUGUAAGCCAUUUCUUCUUCCCAAGCCUCCACAAUGCAACAUGUGCAAAAGAUACAAAUAUUUAAAUGCAUGGCAAGAUGAAAUCGAAUUAUUUGGAAACUAGCCGUUGACCUUUCUCUCGUAUUAUACAUGCAUACCCUUUAUAUAUAAAUAUAUAUAUAUACAGUAUAUAUGCACAUAUUAAAAAGGCUAUAUUAAGUCUUGUAAUUAGUCAGCCAUAAUAAUGAUUACAAUGAACAUGACAAACGCUUGUUGAAGAAGCUUCAUUUCAGCACUGGGUUUAUUUGAAUCUACGUUUACUUUACAAAUAACCGUUUUGUUUGAGAUGCUCUGCUACGAUAGAAUAGGCUCUGUAUACAACGGUUACCUUACAAUGUGUAAAUAUGAAAACUUUUUUAAGCUCUGCGACGCAUCUCCAAUGGAUAUUAUGCGUUUCUUCUCGCAUCUUCAACAAAUUCUGCCUAUGCCAUCAAGUGCUUUUUUGCGCAUUUAUGCAAGCUUUGUAAAAACGUUUUUGUCGACAUACUUGCUGCUGUAGCCUUUUAUGGCUACGGUCACAGUGCAAUUAUAUUUAUAGUUGAUUAGCGUUUGUGUAUCGGGUGCUUCUUUAGCUGCGAGGCGAGAGUAGGCUGGCUACUCGAUGAAGAUGAGUUACCAGUCGUUUUGCGAUCAAUUUUUCUCGUUUUUGACACUGAUGUUUGUUACACGAGGAGAGUCGUUGAAUAACUGCUCGAGCCCAAUGACGCUCGGGACUUGUUGAUUCGACAGAAACUGCCGUGGUUGUUUUACCCGAAGUGGCACAGUUUUCCAGUAAGAACUGCAUUGUUUAGGGAGUGUCGUUUAGAGUCCGGAAAUUUUUUCGUGAAGUGCCUUGUGAGUGUUUUACAUAAUGUUACGGUGUAACCCACUUGAAACUUACUGUCAUCUUCCUAUUUAAGAGAAUAAAGUUUUUUUUUCCCC